This is a messenger RNA of Aethina tumida (small hive beetle), 2836 nucleotides long. RefSeq names its product lachesin-like. The transcript has 11 exons. The record is from RefSeq and is a predicted model, not a curated record. Lineage: Eukaryota; Metazoa; Arthropoda; Insecta; Coleoptera; Nitidulidae. Gene Ontology annotation, cellular component: neuron projection. The coding region runs from base 372 to 1739 and encodes 455 amino acids.
CGUGCGUCGGUUGGAGAGACGCGCGUCGCGACGCCGUUUAAAAAUCGCGGUACGCGACAGUGAUUGAUGCCGGAUCGGGUCGCCGCGACCGAUUAACGUUCACGUCCGCCGGUGUAGCCUCCGGAUCUCGAGAUAAUCCGCUCAAACAGUCGAACCGUCUGAUCUCGCGUUCGUGGACAAUUGAGAAUUGGCGUGGUUGUCACAAAGUAUUUUUCAUAACUUCUGUUAGUCGGUUGGUUUGUUUUGCCGACAAACGGAAAAGUCUUUGGUCUGAUUGGAGGUUCCGGAUGUAUGAAAAAUGAAUUUUAAUUACAGCUGCGCAUUAUAAAAAACAGGGAGGAGAAUCGAGGCAAUUUUAAUAACCAAAGUGAAUGGGAAAAUUAAAUCGUUUUAUUAAAUGUAGUGUGGAACAUAAGUACGUGUUAUUAAGAACAAUGUUGUGUUUCAUUUCUAUAUUGUUAAUUCAUGGAGCGGCUGCGAUUAAAGUGGAAGACUUAAGCAGUAUUGGAGGAUCGAACAUUCCAAAUGGAAAGUUUCCCGUGGAGACUCCCAGUUUCAUGGGGCCGAUAAAAAAUGUAACGGUUGCUAUUGGAAGAGAAGCCGUGCUGAGCUGUUUGGUAACCGACCUCGGUCACUACAAGGUGGGAUGGAUGAAAGCGGAUGAUCAAACAAUUCUUAGUCUUCAUACACGUGUCAUAACACACAAUCCACGCAUAACAGUCACCCAUGAUGACAGCCUCAAAACCUGGCAGCUUCGAAUUAGGCAGCUCAAAGAAUCAGACCGCGGCUGUUACAUGUGCCAAAUUAACACGGGUGAAAUGAAAAAGCAGCUGGGUUGCGUGGACGUACAAGUUCCGCCGGACAUCGAAGACGAGGGCACAAGCAGCGACGUGACCGUGACCGAAGGCGACAACGUGACCCUAAGUUGCAGUGCCAAAGGACAUCCCGAACCGCGUAUCCUGUGGCGUAGGGAGGACGGCGGCCACAUCAACUUACCGAUCGGAAGCAACGAUGACCAGAAAGUGGAUACUUUCAGUGGGCCGACAUUGAGGCUUUCCAGGGUUGAGCGGAGACAAAUUGGCGCUUACCUGUGCAUUGCGAGCAACGAUGUGCCGCCUGCCGUCAGCAAGAGGGUUACACUCAACAUUAACUUUAGUCCCAAGGUGCAAGUUCAAAAGCCUUUAGUGGGCGCGCCACUGCAGACUACGGCUAAACUCAAGUGCGACGUAGAGGCUUUCCCUAACUCCAACAACUACUGGGUUAAGGAAAAUGAAGUCAUUCUUAGUGGACAUAGACAUUCAACGCAGGAAAGACGAACGGGAUUCAAAGUGGUUAUGAUAUUAACAAUCCAGAAUAUAACGGAUAAGGAUUAUGGAAAUUACAAUUGUGUAGCAUCUAACACAAUGGGAAAGGCGGAAGAAUCAGUUCGAUUAUAUGAAAUAAGAAUAACAACAACUACAACUACAACCACGACGACGACCACUACUACUACAACCACCACAGAAACAAAUUUAAUUUUAGAAAUAACUAGUAAUAUUAGAAGCACAAGCUCAAUACUUCUCGGCAACCCUUUGGGAGAAAGGGUGAUGGAAGAGGACCCGUCUGAAAACUGGCUCUUUCCGAGCGUGGCGCCCGCCCCUCUGGAACUGGAGACUAUCUCGAAGGCCUCUUGCGUCCAGAGAUCCCUAAUUUUUCAUUUCCCCUUGAUGAUAAUGCCGCUGGUUGCGGUUCUCAGGUGACAAAUAUUUUAAAACCGCCGUUGAAAAGUUCGCCGUUGAGUUUAAUGAUAACUGAGGAGUUCCAUUUUCAGCUAUGCGCAUUUUUUUGUACACGUAUAGGUGCCCAAAAACUUUUGACGUUAAUCAUAUCAGAGAAGAUAUUGUAAAAAUAAAGGUUAUACUUAUUUGUAAAUGUUGCAUUAUGAUGGGUGUAUAAAGACUACGUUGGUAAUAGGUAAUUUUUAUUGAACCGUGAUGAUAAAGGUGAUUGGAUUGGAUAAAGGUAAAAUUGACUAUAAAAUUAAUGUCUCACGAUUAUUUAUGUCCGGACAUUACCAAAUGCACACAAAGUAGUGAACAUACCAAGUAGCAUAAAGUUUUACACAGCCAGGCAUCUUUGUCACUGUUGUAUUUUGAACCUAUGUUAUAAAUAUUGCAUCAAAUUAAAUUUGAAUUUAAUCAUCAUGUUUACGACUUUAUCCAUCUAAAUCAUACUCGAUAGAUAUAAUAUCACAUAGAGGUUACCCGUUUAAGUUUUAAACAAUUUGUAACAUAGAUUUUAUAUGUAUAUGUAGAAAAUCUUAAGGAAGCAGCAGUACUUAAUAUUAUAUUAUUUAUUUACUUUGCUCAAUUAAUAUAAAAUAUGUAUAGUACGUAAGUCAAAAUUAUUGUAAGCUAAAUGGGAACAACUUUAACUGUCUAAAUUUGUUUAACAAAGUAUUAUUACAUUACUUUGUCAGAGAAAUGUUCAUGUACAUGUGGAACAUUGUGUUUGAUAAAUAUUCUAUAAGUAUUUCCCAUUUAGUGGUAAAAAUUAAGACUGUAAUCAAAAUGACCUAAACUUGUAAAUAUACCGAUAGUGAAAUUUGUGUGAUUCCGAAUUAAUUAUAAUAAAACAAAUAUAGCAUAAAUGUUCUGUAAAUGAAUGUACAUAUCCUGCAGUAUAGCAGUAAGCACGUUAUUAAAACAAUAAAGUUAAUUUAUUAUAAAAUGUGGCCUAUUUAUUUUGGCCCACUACCAAAAAUUCUUUAGAAUAGUUCACGAAGGUAAGUAUUGCAGAAGAUACAAGUUUCUAGAGUUCAUUUGAAUAUAUACAUAUUUAAUAUUAUGAAUUAAAU